Geodia barretti is the source of this 1142-nucleotide messenger RNA. Lineage: Eukaryota; Metazoa; Porifera; Demospongiae; Tetractinellida; Geodiidae. The record is from the annotation of a GenBank genome assembly.
GAGAUUUUAAUAACACAUACAUAGUCAUACUUGCCUCUUCUUCAGCAGAUUUCGAGAUGUCAGUGGAGCUGGUAGGUUCAGGAUCAAGGGAAGUAGGUUCAGUCUACACUCUCACCUGCACAGUGGCUCUCUCCCACAGAGCUAGAGACAGCUCUGUCUCCAUCCAGUGGCACGGACCAUCCACUGAUGAACAAACUGUUGACACAACUGACAACAGAGUGCUCACCAGUCAACUCUCUCUAGACCCACUAUCACUGGCCUCAUGGAGGAGACUACACCUGUACUGCCAGCUACACUGUGGAUGGAGGGACAACUGUUACAACAAGUGACACAGAAAGAGUUAUACCCAUUAUUGCACCUCCAUCAGUGGUGGUAAGAAUAAGUGAAGACAUUAUCCUAGUAGGAGAAGAUGUGGUAGUAUAUUGUGAUAUUGAUCUGAUUGGAGUGGUGAGAGGAAGAGAUGUAGCAGUGGAGGUGACUUGGUUUCAAGAGGGAGUCCCAGUGAGACCUGACUCAAGACUCACCAUAUCUGGAGCCACUGGUGAUGUGGGUGGUGUACACAGUAGCCUCACAUUCAGUCCUGUCCACUUCUCUGACAUGGCCACAUACGAGUGUCGUGUUACCCUCACUCCUCUCCUGGGACCUGCUAGUCCUGUCUCCUCUUCUGCCUCCAUCUUUCUCAAUAUCAGUACUAGGAGCAGUUUUGAGGACGUCAUAACAAUCACAACAAUGGAGAUUACUUCAGCUUCAGUAGUCCUGCCCACUAACACCAGAAAGAGCAGUGCCAAAACUGCACUACCUACCAUGAACAUGAAAUCAGGUCAACCUGCCUCAUGUCAAAGUGAAAGUAAUGAGUCAGCUUCAGUUGUUGGAGGCAUCCUCUCACUCGUCAUCAUCUUGAUCAUUGGAGUCUCUAUAUUGGGGUUUGCCAUACUCAUUCUUAAGAUACGGACCCUCAAAUUAAUGCUAGAAAAACAAGGAGUGAGAGAAGGAGGUGAAGUGGAGAGUAAGAGUGUUCCCACUGCCACUAAUGCAGCCUAUGGAGGGUGUCCCCUGACCAGAGUUCCAGUGGAGAUGUGGCCAUGUAUGAGAUAGUGGGUCAGCCACCAUCAUCUUCAGCCAGACCCACUGCACACCCUCCC